AAUACUGAUAGAAAUGACUUAUGAAAACGACGCACUUGACGAUACAUUUCCUGGUUAAGAAAUGAAAGUUAAAAUCCGCAUGCUUAUUUCAAAAGAGUGAAUCAUUUGAAUUCUCAGUUUAACAUUAGCAAACUGCUGAUAUUCUUCUUAUUUUAUGGUCGCGAAAGAAUAUUUUUUCGACAGCGUGCUCGCGGGCUGCUACCGUCUGUGUCAGGUUUUGUGUAAUGCUGGUAUUGUUUUGAUUACCCUGACAACUUGAAGAGCACCAUCGAUAGUGAAAAUAGAUGGCAAACUCGCCAUUACGAGAGCUUCUGUGUAGGUGUUUACUGAGGUGACUCUUCAUAUCACUUCAUCUUCAACUGGAAGUGCACUUAAAGGCAAGAAUGUUAAAGUUGCAGAAAAAGAUGGGUGUUCUUAUGUCAGCGGCACAUUCAAAGAAGUGGAAGAUGUUUGGAAGUGUGUAGCUGGACAUGGUGUUCAUUCAGAAGAGGAGAUGAAUAUCAGAAGCUACAGCUCAGCAGGUCUGGGAUCAGCUCAAAGUCGCACCUCACCACCAGUUGAACCUGUUGAGGUUGAUGAAAUUGUCAUGCAGUACAUAAAAGAAAAAAAAUCUGAGGCAUAUAAAAGGAUUGUAAGGAAUAAUGUCACCAUUACACAUAACAAAGGACAUGUGGCCUUUUCAUCUAUGACCGGAGACGGCAUUCUUGCUCAACUUGCACGAGAACAGUUCAUAACAUUAUAUCAGAAAACAGCAACAGGGCUACACACCCGCGCAUACAACUUAGAUCCAAGAGUUAUAAGUCAAUUAAAUGCAGAAUUCCCAGAAAUCCUCAUUGAAAUCAGUAGUGAUAAAAAAGGACUGAUACUGACUGGCAGCUUCAUUAGCCUUGAAAUAUUUGAGAAAUAUUUUAAUGCCCAAGGGUCUUCACGGAACCAAAUCCAAAAUACGACACAAGACUACGGUACACCUAACAUGCAGCCUGUUAUGCAAGAGAAAAAAAUAGUGGAAGCCAAAGAGGAGACAUGCCCCAUUUGUCUGGAAACAAUCAGAAAGGCAGACUGUGAAAUGUUGCCAAAAUGCAAACACUGCUUUUGCAAAGGCUGUUUGAAAAGGGCUUUCCAGGAAAAACCUGCUUGUCCAAUUUGUGGAGAGAUAUAUGGCAGUCUUACGGGUACACAACCAAAAGAAGGCACCAUGAAUCACUCAAAAGAUGACUCAUCUUUACCUGGAUAUGAGAAGUAUGGAACAAUCACAAUUAAGUACUACAUACCAAGUGGCAUUCAGGGGAAUGAGCACCCAAACCCAGGCCAGAGUUACCAUGGAGCAUCCCGCACAGCUUACCUACCUGAUUCGACAGAGGGGAGGAAAGUACUGAAGCUUCUGGAGAGGGCAUUUAAUCAACGACUCACUUUUACCGUCGGUCGCUCCUCUACCACCGGAAUAAAUAAUGUAGUGACCUGGAACGACAUCCACCAUAAAACCUCUCGUUCUGGGGGGCCAACAAAUUAUGGUUACCCAGAUCCAGAAUACCUGAAACGAGUACAAGAUGAACUGAAAGCAAAAGGGAUUUAUUGAUUUUUUUUUUGUGUGUGUGUGUGUGUAGUUUUAUUUGAUACUUUAAAGUAAGUAUCCAGUAGUAGUUGAUAUGCAAUAGACACUAAGCUUAUUACAAUGUUCACAGUGGAAAAAUUUAUUUACAAUUAAAUUAAAUAGUAAAAUAUAAAGUAAUAUAAAAGCAAUAGUAUAAGUGUGUUAUAUUAGACUUUGAUUGCCAUCUAUAUGAUCAUAGAACAGUACACAAUAAACUCCAUCCCUUGAAUGUUUAGAAUUUAUGGUUAUAUGAAUGUAUAUACAUUUGGUUUGAUUUGUUUCUCACAUUUCUAAAUCUUAUGUAAACAAUUAAGGGAAACUGAGCUUCUAAAGUGUUUUGUUGAAGCUACAGUACAGUACUUUUUUCCUUUUUUUUUUACACUACUGUUGUGUUUGUAAAAUUGUGACAUUAGUUGAAUCAAGUGAUUUCGACAAUGCUUUUACUAUUAUUAUGCAGUGUCACUAAUUUAAUAUAAUUAAAUAAAGUGUCAUGUUUACUCAUAUGA
Molecule: messenger RNA, 2097 nt
Organism: Paramisgurnus dabryanus
Lineage: Eukaryota; Metazoa; Chordata; Actinopteri; Cypriniformes; Cobitidae
Product: probable E3 ubiquitin-protein ligase DTX3
Biological process (GO): protein ubiquitination; Notch signaling pathway
Source: RefSeq, a predicted model, not a curated record